Messenger RNA from Seriola aureovittata, 3315 nucleotides. Its product is annotated as shaker-related potassium channel tsha2. Gene Ontology annotation, cellular component: membrane; voltage-gated potassium channel complex. Bases 1417 to 2859 code for a protein of 480 amino acids. The record is from RefSeq and is a predicted model, not a curated record. Gene Ontology annotation, biological process: potassium ion transmembrane transport; protein homooligomerization. Gene Ontology annotation, molecular function: protein binding; delayed rectifier potassium channel activity. The transcript has 2 exons. Lineage: Eukaryota; Metazoa; Chordata; Actinopteri; Carangiformes; Carangidae.
GAGAGAACCCUUUAUUGAUCUCACACCGGGGAAAUCCACUUGUUACUGCAGUAGAAGAAAAAAACAAGUGUAACAAUAGAAUAAAGUAGAAAAAUAAGGUUAUGUAAAUUUUAAGUACGUGCAUUUGCAAAACUGAGUGUUUGCAAAAAAACAGUUGUAGAAUAUUCAAACAAAUGAUUUUCAGGGAAAAUGUAACUUUCCUACAAUGUAAAGCAGGACUGAAGCUCUGACUUUAGCUGAGCUGUUGCAUCUGUUGUAAACAACACAAGGUUUAACUUUAAAAGUGAUAAUUUAAUGAGUUUCACCUCUAAAUAAAAGUAAAGUUGCCUGAUUUGGUAUCAGAUGCUGUUUCUCUGAUCUCAUAUAAAAACAUCAGUGAGUGUGAUCAUGUUUUUCAGUCCAGGUUUCAGUCUGGUUCAAGGUUUCUCCUGCUUCUUCCCAGAUGACCGAUAUUUUCUGAAUGACUCUCUCACACCGGAGCUUCAUCUCUGUUCACGCUGGAAGAUGCAAAUCUGUUUUUUCCUCUUAAUGUCAUCUCAUUUUUUUCUGUUCAUUUUCCCCCUCUGCAGCUCCCUCGGGCCAUUCCAUGGGAAAAGAAACUUUUCCUGCGGCCCUGGGAGUAAUCCAGCUAUUUUAGGAAAACACGUCACUGCUUUGAGCUGCAGCCCAGAAACUCUCCCUUAUUUCCAUCAUCCAGCUUCUUCUUUUUUCUCUUUACUUGUUGCACAGCGCAGCAGUGUUUACCUUCCUUUCAGAUACAUGCUGCUUUAAAAACUCUGUCUAUUUUAUACAAAAGCAGGAAGGAAAAAAAUAAACCUCUUUAUUCCCCCUUGUUUCUCAUGCACGGUGCAACACGCCUGCAGCAGCAGACACAGCAGAGGCAUGACAGAUCUUGCAAGUCGUGCACAACUUGUGGAGCAGCUCAGCAGCGUUCAGGGCUGUUGUGGAAACGUCAGCAAGGUUUGGUCUUGAGACGGCUGCGGCGUGACAUUGCAGAGCCUCUGUUUUUUAGUCUCUCCCCUCUUUAUGUGUGUCAUGGAUGGAUGAAGGGAUGGGUGGCUGGAGGAGGACGCAGCCCUGAGCCACAGUGAGAGAGUGUGUGCAUACACACACACAAACGUCAGCUCGGGGAGGGCAAAGCCUGCUUAAAAUGCAGUGAAUGUGACAGCCGAGCCGAUAGUCCAGACUACAGCAGCGUGUGGACGGCAGAAAGGUGAGCGUGGAAAGGAGGAGGAGGAGGGGGGGCACAAAAAUGCCAGCGGAACAAGCUCACCCGCAGACGUGACGCCGACAACAAAGAGAGAGACGCGCGGAGACGCUCAGCUGGUUUCCAAAUACGCGCGGAGAGGUGUCGCGGAGGGGGGAACAGAGAGGACCGAGGUGCGGGAAGCGUCGCCCUUGUCUGGGGGGGGAAAGAUGACAGUGGUGCCCGCGGAGAACCUGGAUGAGACUGUGGCACUGGCCGCGCUGUCAGCCCAGGAUGUGUACGACCCGGAGAGAGUGGAGAACCAGGAGUGCUGCGAGCGGGUGGUCAUCAACAUCUCCGGGCUGCGCUUCGAGACGCAGCUGAAGACGCUCGCCCAGUUCCCCUCCACCCUGCUGGGGAACCCGCGCAAGAGGAUGCGCUUCUUCGACCCGCUGAGGAACGAAUACUUCUUCGACAGGAACCGACCCAGCUUCGAUGCCAUCCUCUACUACUACCAGUCCGGGGGCAGGCUCCGGAGACCCGUCAACGUGCCCGUGGACAUAUUCAUGGAGGAGAUUAAAUUUUACGAACUGGGGGAGGAGGUGAUUGAGAAUUUUAAGGAGGAUGAGGGAUUCAUCAAGGAAGAAGAGCGGCCGCUGCCUGAGAACGAGUUCCAGCGGCAGGUCUGGCUCCUGUUCGAGUACCCGGAGAGCUCCGGACCCGCCAGGGGCAUCGCGAUAGUCUCCGUGCUGGUGAUCCUCAUCUCCAUUGUGAUCUUCUGCUUGGAGACUUUACCGGAGUUCAGGGAGGAAGCCAGAACGUUUGACGAUCAGCUGGUGGUGAACGGAACCGCGCGCGCAAAGAAGCCGAACCCGUUCACGGACCCGUUUUUCAUCGUGGAGACGCUCUGCAUCAUCUGGUUCUCCUUCGAGCUGCUCGUCAGGUUCCUCGCCUGCCCGAGCAAGCCCGCGUUCUUCAAGAACAUCAUGAACACCAUCGACAUCGUGGCCAUCAUGCCCUACUUCAUCACGCUGGGGCUGGAGCUCGCGGAGCACCAGGGGAACGGCCAGCAGGCCAUGUCUCUGGCCAUCCUGAGGGUCAUCCGCCUGGUCCGGGUCUUCAGGAUCUUCAAGCUCUCCAGACACUCCAAGGGGCUCCAGAUCCUGGGGAAGACCCUGCAGGCCAGCAUGAGGGAGCUGGGACUGCUCAUCUUCUUCCUCUUCAUCGGGGUCAUCCUCUUCUCCAGCGCCGUGUAUUUCGCCGAGACCGACGACCCGGAUUCGGGUUUCAGCAGCAUCCCGGACGCCUUCUGGUGGGCGGUGGUGUCCAUGACCACGGUGGGCUACGGGGACAUGUGUCCGGUCACCAUCGGGGGGAAAAUCGUGGGCUCCCUGUGCGCCAUAGCCGGGGUGCUCACCAUCGCGCUCCCGGUGCCGGUUAUCGUCUCCAACUUCAACUACUUCUACCACCGGGAGACCGAGCACGAGGAGCAGUUCCAGUACACACACGUGACCUGCGGCCAGCAGCAGCCGCAGUUCGGAGAGUUCAAGAAGAGCGACAGCAAACCGUCCCUGUCCAAGUCCGACUACCCGGACAGCGACGACGUGGACUCCAUCAAAUACACCAACUGCAGCCCGCACAAAGCCUACACCGGGAAGCUCACCGACGUAUGAUCCGGACCCAGAAUUACGCGCCAGUUCAGUGGCGCGCUAAGGAAAGUUUUCAGUGUCAUUCCCAACAUCCCGCGCUCUGGUUUGAGUUUAGACUGGCGAGCUUCUUAUUUUUGCCAUCACAGGGAAUCAUUUCAGAACCACCACAGGACGGAUUAUAAGAAUUCACAUUAAUCCCCUGAACCUGUCUUCCAUUACGCGCGUCUUGAGUUGGGGAAAAAAAGCUUCGAAAUGAUCAGCCUAUGGCCAAUUGUAGCACUUUAUUAUGUUUAUUAUUAAUGUUUCUCUUAGUAAAUGCGUAAUUUAUUGCCCUCAUGAUGCAGGUUUAAAGUUUACAUUUGCUUUUCUGUCUGUCUGCAGCAACAGGACCAAUUUAAUCUAAAUUUACAGACUGAUGCAGGAGGCACAUGGUGCCUGUUGUUAUUAUGGUGACACACACACACACACACACACACACAC